UUCCGGAUAGUGGAGGUGGGGUGUCUCCUCUUUCUUUUCUCAAUUUCCUAAAUCUUCGUAUUGCAAGGGUGGAACGGAGGGAACCGGAAGUGUGCGCUGCACCGACGGGUCCCCAGCGAAUCGACGCCGGAAGUAGUAAUUGCUGGAAAAAGAUUCCGCCGGCUCCGUUAUGGCGGCCAUCCCCCCAGACUCCUGGCAGCCGCCCAACGUAUAUUUGGAGACCAGAAUGUUAGCUCCAUGAAGGCAAAAGCACCUGGAACCAUGCCUUGCACAGAGUAAUUGUCCAUCUGUGUUGCAUAUUAGUAAUGUGAAGGAUGACUUGCCAGUAGAAAGCUGUGUUCUGGCAGAUACCACAUAUACAGUAGGUCCUUGAAUAAAGUUAAAGCUUCGUUUCAAUGUGCUUCCGUUACAACAGAAGAAAAAAAGAGAUUCCUAUCCAGGACCACUAUCUCUGGAGUUUGCAUGUCCUCCCCAUGUCUGCACGGGUUUUCUCCAGCAUGGGGAUUAUUGUGCUGGAGCUGUACUGGAAGCAUGCUCCAAAGACCUGUAAGAAUUUUGCUGAGUUGUCUCGUCGAGGUUACUACAAUGGCACCAAAUUCCACAGAAUCAUCAAAGACUUCAUGAUCCAGGGAGGUGAUCCAACAGGGACAGGUCGAGGAGGUGCAUCUAUCUAUGGCAAGCAGUUUGAAGAUGAACUUCAUCCAGACUUGAAAUUCACAGGGGCUGGAAUUCUUGCAAUGGCCAAUGCAGGGCCAGAUACCAACGGCAGCCAGUUCUUUGUGACCCUAGCUCCUACCCAGUGGCUUGAUGGCAAACACACCAUUUUUGGCCGUGUGUGCCAGGGUAUAGGCAUGGUGAAUCGAGUAGGAAUGGUGGAAACAAAUUCCCAGGACCGCCCUGUGGACGAUGUGAAGAUCAUUAAGGCAUACCCUUCUGGGUAGUCUUGCUGCUCUCAUGGGCACGCCAGGUCUUCUGAGUUGGCCCAGCAAACCAGCUUCCAGAUGACCUAAAAUGACAGAUAACUCUGAACUUUGAUUUUGGCCUUGCAAAUCAUGGAGCUAAGGAGGCCUGGGGUCUUGGGUGAGUUAGAGAUGGAAAUGUCUGUUCGCAUCUCCCCGAGCCUCGGUUGACAGAGCACCUGCAGAAAUGCCCGUGUGCGGUUACAUGCAGCUUGCUGCUCACUGUAGACCACCCAUACUGCUCCUGCCUGUGUGCGUCUGCUCUCGCACACUUGCAACCAAAUGAAGCGAACUCUGUCAUUUCUCAGUGUCCAGACAAACUUCUUUCGGCAAAGAUUUACAUUCUGGCCUACACUGCAGGCUUUGGUGGCUGACGGCCCCAGAAUUCAAACCAAGUAGUGUCUGUCAGCCUUCUGAACUCUGCACACCCUAUUUCGGUCUCCUACGUUUGUUCUUCCCGGGCAUGUCUGCAUCUUUCUCUGUAUUUUCCCUCUCAAAACCAGAACAUCAACACUGCUGUUCCUGACACUUAGACAUCCCACGCAAAGCCACGUUGGAUUUUUGCCAAAUGAAAAAUACAUCCAACAAUCAAGUUUCUAAGAAGGUGUCAAGUGGAGAAUGAUAAUGUGUAAUAAUCAAGAAAUAAAUUUAUUAAAGGAAGCAGAAGCAUUGACCAUUUUUUCCCCAGGAAGGAAGAGAAAUCUGUAGUGAGCAUAAAGACAGGCUAUGAAUUCUCCUUAAAAAAACAAACA
Messenger RNA from Phyllostomus discolor (pale spear-nosed bat), 1711 nucleotides. It is a transcript of the gene PPIL1, whose product is annotated as peptidylprolyl isomerase like 1. Lineage: Eukaryota; Metazoa; Chordata; Mammalia; Chiroptera; Phyllostomidae. Gene Ontology annotation, biological process: protein folding; protein peptidyl-prolyl isomerization. The record is from RefSeq and is a predicted model, not a curated record. The coding region runs from base 396 to 941 and encodes 181 amino acids. Gene Ontology annotation, cellular component: catalytic step 2 spliceosome. Gene Ontology annotation, molecular function: peptidyl-prolyl cis-trans isomerase activity. The transcript has 5 exons.